This is a messenger RNA of Parastagonospora nodorum SN15, 1403 nucleotides long. RefSeq lists its product as hypothetical. Gene Ontology annotation, cellular component: preribosome, large subunit precursor; nucleolus. The transcript is spliced from 3 exons. Gene Ontology annotation, molecular function: RNA binding. NCBI's taxonomy places the organism in Eukaryota, Fungi, Ascomycota, Dothideomycetes, Pleosporales, Phaeosphaeriaceae. The coding region runs from base 1 to 807 and encodes 268 amino acids. The record is from RefSeq and is a predicted model, not a curated record. Gene Ontology annotation, biological process: ribosomal large subunit assembly; rRNA processing; nuclear-transcribed mRNA catabolic process.
AUGCCCAAAUCAAAGCGCGCGAAGGUAGUGCACCUCACCAAGACCGACAAGAAGGGCAAGGAGCUGUCGCAGAAGCUUUUCGCCAAUGUCCAGGAAGCGGCGGACAACUUUGAGCACAUUUUCGUCUUUGCCGUCGAGAAUAUGCGCAACUCGUACCUGAAGGAAGUGCGCGCUGCGUUCUCUGACAGCCGUUUCUUUUUUGGCAAGACCAAGGUCAUGGCAAAGGCGCUCGGCCAAACGCCUGCGGAAGAGCACCUCACCAACCUCUCCAAACUGACCGAAUACCUCGCCGGCAACGUUGGUCUCUUCUUCACGAACCGCGACCCGUCUGAGAUCAUCGAGUACUUUGGCGCAUACUCGCAGACCGACUUUGCGCGCGCCGGCGUCACUGCGAGCCAAACUUUCACAAUUCCUGCCGGUGUGGUACACUCAAGAGGCGGAGAAAUUCCAGAAGAAGAAGAUGUAGCGCUACCGCACAGCGUCGAGACCACAAUCAGGAAAUGGGGCAUGCCAACGAGGCUCGACAAGGGAAAGAUCAUGCUCGACGCGCCCUACACAGUGUGUACCGAGGGCGAGACCAUGAACAGCCACAAGACUGCGCUGCUGAAGAUGUUUGGCGUGGCCAUGGCAGAGUUCAAGAUCGAUCUCAAGGCAUACUACUCCACCUCAUCAGAGUCGGUGACCGAGGUUGGAGCCAUGGAGGAAAAUAAGCUGUAUGCAUCACGAUGGCGUUUGGGCGGCGUUCAACUUGGCCAGGGAAAAUUCAUGGGAACCUCAGAUUCGUCUCUGAAGGGUAGGAUCUUUUGAUGAGCAGUCUAUCUACAAUAUACCCGUUCUUCACGACCCUCGCGAGAACUCCUGUCCUCUCACUAGCUUACUGCAGCUAUUCUAGAAGUCCGCAAUUUCUUGUGGCCUGAAUGGUUGUUGGUUCUUCUUCCAACAUGACCUCUCCCAGCUUGUUUUCAAUUUCCUCCUUUCAACACAGCACUUUCCCUGAAGGGCCCAUGCCAGGAGUUCAUCCUCACACACUUUGCCCAUAUAUUGUCUACAACAUUGCCAAUCCAGCCAACACUCCUCCCACUAUCGCGCCAACUACACCAGGAACGUUCUCAGCAGCAGCGCCGGUGCUCUGUGCAGGUGCCGAUGCCGAUGAUGAAGCCGACGGGGUGCGGGAGGCCGAAGUCGAACUCGAGCUCGAGAAGGAGGACGAGGAUGAGUGGGAGGUGCUCGAUGAUAGCUUUGUCGAGGACAUGGUUCCGUUUCUGGACGCAAUCCCGGAGAGAGUAGGAAGCACUGAUCCAGACGAUGCACCAGACGUAACGACGGAGCCAGAGGCAGACAAUGUGCGCGAUGGUACAAACGUAGGCGUUCCGACCGAAGUAGGUGCGGCGGUACUGAGAGUU